Oppia nitens is the source of this 616-nucleotide messenger RNA. Its product is annotated as putative polyketide hydroxylase. NCBI's taxonomy places the organism in Eukaryota, Metazoa, Arthropoda, Arachnida, Sarcoptiformes, Oppiidae. Bases 99 to 521 code for a protein of 140 amino acids. The transcript has a single exon. The record is from RefSeq and is a predicted model, not a curated record.
AGUUAAACGUUAUUUAAUAAUAAUAAAAAUUUAGUAAAAAAAAUAAUAAUAACUACUAUUCAAAAAUUUUGUGUAUUCAAAAAAAUAAAUAAAAUAAAAUGUCGAAAAUUAUUAGUUUAAUUACUGUAUUGGUGUUAUCGGUAAUUGUAUUGCAAUCAGUGGUCAAUUGUAUAGGACCGGGAGCACCGGGUGCUGCCGGAGGUCCGGGAUCAGUUGGCUCACCCGGACAAACAGGCGGUCCGGGACAAGCGGGAACCGAUGGCGGCGCCGGCGGACCCGGUAUUGAUGGCGGACCCGGUGGUUACGGUUGUCCCGGUGGACCGGGCGGUGCUGGCGGUACUGGCGGUGCCGGAGGACCGGGCGGUGCUGGCGGACCGGGUGCACCGGGAGGUAAGGGUGGACAGGGUGGUGCCGGUGGUCAGGGUGGAAAAGGUGGCGGCGCUCCAGCCGGUUGUGUUAGCGGACCGGACGGUGCCAAUGGUCAAGCGGGUGUAUCGGGUCCUAACGGUGCUUCGGGAUAACCGUUUUUUUUUUGCUAAUGUUUUUAUUUAGUUAUUAUUAUUAUUAUUAUUAUUAUAUAUUUUUUUUGUUAUUGAAAUAUUCAAAAAACUUUAUC